This is a messenger RNA of Aegilops tauschii subsp. strangulata, 3948 nucleotides long. Its product is annotated as wall-associated receptor kinase 3-like. The record is from RefSeq and is a predicted model, not a curated record. Gene Ontology annotation, molecular function: protein serine/threonine kinase activity; ATP binding; calcium ion binding. NCBI's taxonomy places the organism in Eukaryota, Viridiplantae, Streptophyta, Magnoliopsida, Poales, Poaceae. Gene Ontology annotation, biological process: cell surface receptor signaling pathway; protein phosphorylation. Gene Ontology annotation, cellular component: plasma membrane.
GAUCACAGACCUUUAAUAGUAGUUUUCCCCUUAUACGAUUAAUAAUUUUCCUAUUUGCAUAGUUAGGAAUCAUGCAUCUCUCCAAAUAUCAUUAUUAUGUCCGUUUCCAACUCGCCAAAUAUAACCGCUUUUCAGACAGUUCACUCCCGCCAUGAUACUUUGCCAAGUAAAAGAGGAGCUUUUUUUUAGAUUUGCACUCAUUAAAUUGCCGUCCGGAAAAUAUUUAGCCCUCAAGAUAGUAAACCUCUAAAAAAACGACGUGUGUGUUUUCCUUUUAAAAAACGCUUCAGGCUUAGGCGAGCAACGGGAGCCAUUGGAUCCUGACGUGAGCUUCGAUCUUGACCCUCCGUUUACUGAAGAGUGGAACACCGGUAACUGACCGACGAAGGAGACACCCGGAGGAACAGAGCAGCCUGGCACUUCCACCCGUCGCCGCCCGCGCGUCUCCGGUGAACUUGUUACCUUGGCCGGGGCGAGAUGGCCGGCCAAGACCACGACACGCGAACGGGCGGCGGCGAUGUCCCUGGCCGGCCUCACGCCCGCGGCGGGCGGGCGGUUCAGAGAGACCGAGCAGAAGACGUGGAUGCCUAUGCCGAUGAGGAACUGACGGCGGGGAGAAGGCGGCGUGCUUUCUCGCCAGCUCGUGCUCCGUGGCAGUGGCCCGGUAAGAUUCUUUCUGCUAGUACUAGUAUUUGAGUAUUUCCCUUCCUCCUUCCGUGUGUGUGUUCACACCUCCAAGGUGUAUGACGAAAUGCCCCUCCAUAUGGUCUUCACUCUUCGGUGAAAAGACCUAGUCUUGUAGAUGGUUCACAUUCAGCGUUUCGAAGCCUAUACUGAUCUGUUUAUGUUGUUUUCAGUGGUGUGGUCAUCUUGAGGGUGGGUGCCAUUUGUCCAAAACAACUCAACACUUGAAAUCAAAGGGAGUAGUUAUUAGUUUAUAAGGAUAAGGGCAAACUAGAAUCUGCCUAGUAUCUUUGAUGCAUCAACGACUUGAACGAGUCUGGUCUCAUGCCCCUAAUAUUAAAUUAUUAAUUGUAAUAAUCAGGCCGGCAAAAAAAAAAGAAUCUUAAUCGUUACGUGUUUGAACAGGUUUGCAUUGCUGUGAGUUGGAAUCUGUAUGUAGUCCUAAUGUGAUGUAUAGACGCUGAUGGUUGAUGUUGCCACCUGAUAUUGUAUUUGUAUAUCGGAGGAUGGUCAACCAGAAUCCUGCUAGCUUCAAUUACAACUAAAACUUGGCAUAUGUGUAUAUAAAUAGCAAAAUCAGAAGAGGUAACUGGCUGGCUAGGUAAAAUCUUAGCACCAUGGCGACACCCCCGCAACCCCGGCUGUUCCCAUCGCUAACUCUGAGGUUCCUGCUGCUCGCUGCAGCAGCAGCAACUCUGUCUCUGUGGCAGGGUGGUGCCAGCGCUGAAGAGCAGCGCCGGCCCGUCACGCUUGAGGGUUGCCAGGCCAUGUGCGGCAACAUCAGCGUCCCCUUCCCGUUCGGCAUGAAUCAGGGCUGCUUCGUCGAGGGCUUCCAGGUCGCCUGCGACGACUCGUUCGACCCCCCUCGUCUCUUCCUUUUCUACAACCGGACAGGACCACGAACCUCAUUCAGCGAGAUGGGCGAGGCGGCGUACUCAACGCCGACACCGGUCACGUCGGACCCGACGCUGGAGAAGAGGUGGGAAGUGCCCGUGGAGCUCAUGGACAUAUCGAUUGCCAAGAGCGAGGCACGGGCUUACGGACUGGUGAGAUCCGACUGCAGCACGAGUGCGCGCGACCACUUGCUCAAGCUUCAGUUUACGUGGUUAUAUCAGCCAUUCUACCUGUCAGAGAAGCGCAAUUUUCUCGUCGGUGUUGGCAGGGACGUCAGAGCUAGGAUGAGCGACUACUUGCUGGGCUCCGCAAGCCCUGAUACGACAUGCUAUUCAAGCAUUGGACCUACCUGCGAGGACGCCUUUCCAAAAGGAAGCAUCCUCAACAGAUUUGGUGUGACGUUUGAGCCAGAUAAUAACACGUCUUGGGAAAGUUCACCCUGCCUCUACGGCAUGGUGGUGGAGAGCUCAUGGUACAACUUCUCUGAUGAGGACAUGCGCGGCUACGAGGUGCUAUCCAACAAGUACUCGAGGGGCGUCCCCAUGGUGCUCGAUUUCGCCUUUAGGGACGGUUCAUGUCCGGGUGCGGACAGCUCUGUCCGUCCAGGCUACAGGUGCGUCAACGGCAACAGCUCCUGUGUCAAUUCAACCAGUGCCGAAGGCUAUUUCUGCAAGUGCUUGGAACAUUACGAUGGCAACCCUUACAUUCCUAAUGGAUGCCAAGACAUCAACGAGUGCGAGCUCCGAGAACAAAAUCCUGAUCUCCGUGAUUUGUAUCCUUGCGACGGGAUCUGUAAGAACAGGCUGGGAGGCUAUGACUGUCGAUGCAAACCCGGAAUGAAAGGGGACGCCAUAAAAGGAACCUGCACGGAGAAACUCCCCCUAGCAGCAAAAGUGACUGUGGGUAUUGCUGCCAUGAUUGUUGUCUUGGUCCUCAUGGUUAUGGUCCAUCAGCUACUAAAAUUUAGAAGGUUCUAUGAACAAAAUGGUGGUCCGGUACUAAAAGGUGUAAAGAAUAUAAGGAUCUAUACAAGGAAACAAAUUAAGCAAAUGACAAAUAACUACAGGCGUGUAAUUGGAGAGGGCCACUUUGGUAAGGUUUAUCUUGGGACUCUCAAAGACAAAAAACAAGUUGCUAUAAAGAAGUCCAUCAAGGUUGACAACCACAUGAAGAAGGAGUUCACCGAUGAGGUUAUAAUCCAAUCUGCAAUGAGGCACAAGAACAUUGUUAUGCUCAUAGGCUGCUGCUUAGAGCUGGAUGUUCCCACGUUGGUGUACGAGUUCGUAGCGAGAGGGAGUCUGUACGAUGUCCUCUUCAAGUGCAGAGAUAAGAUUCUAGUGGGUACACGGUUGUGGAUUGCCGCUGGGUCAGCCGAAGGCUUAACAUACAUGCAUUCAGCAGGGGAGAGUACAAUCCGUCAUGGUGAUGUUAAAUCUGCCAAUAUCCUUCUCGACGAAAAGUUCACCCCAAAGGUUUCAGACUUUGGGACAUCAAAGCUACUCGCGAGAGGAAAAGACGAGAUGACAGAACUUGUCAUUGGGGACAUGAGCUACAUAGAUCCGGUAUAUAUGGAACAAGGGAUCGUCACACAGAAGAGCGAUGUCUACGGCUUCGGAGUUGUCCUCAUAGAACUUAUCACAAGGAGGCCUGCAACAUAUGAUGCUGAGCGGAGCUAUGUUGCAAACUUUGUUGAAGCUUUUGUAGAAAAAAGAGGAAGAAGCUUUAUUGACAAUGAUAUUACAAGCGAGGCGGAUAUCAAUCUAUUGGAAAUGGUUGGCGGAGUCGCGGUAGAUUGUCUAAAGCCCAAUCCAGAAGAACGACAAGACAUGAAACAAGUAGAGCACCGCCUCCUCGAGAUUGUUGCACAAUCUGAAGAUUAUAGUCAAAAGAGGAACUUCCAGGGAGAUCUUAGUCCGGCACCAGAUGAUGUUGCUUUUCUUAAAGCCUUGGGAGAAUGAAGUAUCUAUCCUCUACCAAUAUUUUUACAUUUUCCAUUCAAUUAUCUAAUGGUUUGAUUGCAUUGAGACGUCAAGACAUUAGAGUAUGUGCCAAUUUUAUUCAUGUGACAUUUUCCUUUGUGACAGGAAAUGUAGGAUCUAAUUGCCGUGGAUUUAUAAUUAUGAUGUAUAAACAGACACGGCGUCAUGGUUGUGUGCAUCACAAUACUCCUAUAUGCCUACAUUUGAUAUCACUUAGUGUUAUCACCUCAGUAACUUCAUCCCACUGUUAACUGUUUGCCAGAUGUACGAUUUGGCAAUCGAUGUACUAGGGUUCCUGCAUGUGAAGUUCAUACAUAGGCUUUGUGUGUAUAUAUACUCUCUUUGAUUUUUGAUAAUAUGUAUGGAAGCAUGAUUGUACUAUUAUGUGUAA